GUCGUGCAUUUGCUACAGAUACGAGUGGAAUACUUAGCAGAUAUACUUAAUACUCGCAAAUAAUUAAUUUGUUUACAUUCAAUUUAAAUAGUUUUAAUUGAAAUAUAAUUGAAAUGGAACGUUGGCAAAAUCGCGUCGCUGUCAUCACCGGUGCUAGUUCUGGUAUUGGUGCCGCUUGUGCCAAGCUAAUUGUAGCCGCGGGCAUAAAAGUCGUUGGACUUGCACGCCGCACGGAACGCAUGGAAUCACUCAAAAAUUCAUUAACGACAGAACAGCAAAAAAACUUUUACUAUCGUCAGUGUGAUGUAUCGCAGGAGCAACAAGUACAAGAAGCAUUUGAAUGGAUUGAAAAGCAAUUGGGUGGCACUGAUAUACUAGUGAAUAAUGCAGGCAUCAUACGUGAUGGUAAUUUAGUAGAAAUGCCAAUGCAUGAUAUAAAGGAUGUGGUGAACACUAAUUUCAUGGCUCCCAUUUAUUGCACACAGAGUGCGUUUAAAAGUAUGCAAAAGCGUAGUUUUCCUGGACAUUUGAUUUUCAUUAACAGCACAGCUGGUUUAGCCGGCUACAAUCCAGGACCAGACUAUCCCAGUUUGAAUGUGUAUACACCAACAAAAUUCGCUUUGAAUGCGAUUAAUGAAAUUUGCAGACAAGAAUUAAUGACACUGAAGACUAAAAUAAAAACAACUAAUAUCAGCCCAGGUUGGGUAUCAACAGAAAUUGUGCCAGACGAGACGAAAACUGAAUUGGGCGAUGUUAUAUUACAAGCUGACGAUGUUGCUAAUGCAGUGAUGUACGCACUGUCAACGCCACCACACACUCAAGUUCAAGAGAUAACAUUGCGAGCUGUGGGAGAAUGGUAUUAAGUUUAAAAAAAAACGUAUCUGAGUAGAGUAAAGUAAUUUUUACGAAUGCGAAUUUAUUAUCUUAGUACCAAUCAUCUAAGCAAAUGAUUUUACUUUAGGAAUUAUAAUUUUACACAACAUUAAAUUCUCAAUAAAAUAUAUGUA
Messenger RNA from Teleopsis dalmanni, 1007 nucleotides. RefSeq names its product farnesol dehydrogenase-like. Lineage: Eukaryota; Metazoa; Arthropoda; Insecta; Diptera; Diopsidae. The transcript has 2 exons. The coding region runs from base 114 to 863 and encodes 249 amino acids. The record is from RefSeq and is a predicted model, not a curated record.